Molecule: messenger RNA, 1191 nt
Organism: Botrytis deweyae
Lineage: Eukaryota; Fungi; Ascomycota; Leotiomycetes; Helotiales; Sclerotiniaceae
Exons: 1
Coding region: 1-1191 (396 amino acids)
Source: RefSeq, a predicted model, not a curated record
AUGUAUGGUGAUAUUAAUACCAUCACGAUAUCUGGACUUGACUUUGAUAUUUUCGAAGAAGAGAAUAACAUCCAUAUAACCUGGGUUAACUUGCACGACUUUCAUAACUCAGCAUCCAUCGGUGCCGUUCUGAAACUUCCAGACAACGAAAAUAGCAUAGGGCACAAUUAUAUUGUCCCCUGCGCUGUCGAUGCCAGAUGGAUUUCUGCCGAAUUGAGUAUUGAGCCUGCAACAAGCCAAAUUGUCUUUGGUGAUCUCGGGAGUUUAGGAGCUUUCUCUGAUUUGGGGGCUUUGAUUUCAGACGCCAAAAGAAGUCGAUCUCCAGGCUUGGCUUCUUUCGUGAGUGAUAUGAUCAAAAUUGACCUUGAAUGGGCGCAAUUGAUGAAUCUUGUGACUCCUAUCGACCACAAAUAUUCUUCGAGCGUAGGUAUGCGAACCAAUAGUACGAUUCGUGUGCCAAACGCAACUAGCAUCGAAGUUUUACUAGAGCAAAGAUUACUUUCUAGUGGGUUGUUUCCGGAUAUAUCAAUAUUUUUCGAUGCUCCAGACCUGACUAACGCAUCAACUCUCGAAAUGAAGGUUCAAGCCUUCAUAUCAAUAUUCCUAAGCAUUCUCAUAACCGACGCUCUGGUCCAGUAUACACAAGGUGAUAUAUCCUUAUUGUCUAUUAGUUCCGAGACAGACACAAGCACAUGCAUACUAAUGGUCUACGUGUUCGGUUACCAUACAUUCGAGCUUCCCUGUGACAACCCUCGUACCAGCUCGUGGAAGUUUGAUCUUGAGAGACGGGGUUAUAGUUACGGCAUGAAAAGCUUUACGACUCGAUUGGCACUAGCUGCUCUCCUCACACAUACUCUCAUGGCGCUUAUUUUUAUAGUGUACCUAUGUUUCGUAGGCUGGACGACGAAAUCGUGGGGCUCAAUUGGAGAAUUGGUUGCGCUGGCGCUGAUUUCCAGGAGGACGAAAGGAUUUCGGGGAACGGAUGCUGGGAUUAGUCGUGCGGAGACUUGGGCGCAAAAUGUAAGGAUUGUAGAGGCGGGAGAUGGGGGGUUGGAGAUGAGAUUUGAGGAGGAUGGAGGGGGAGGGGGAAUCGAGAUGGGAAAGAGAGUGCAGGUGGGCAAGAAAUAUGGAUAUCAAAAAGCGGCCGUGAAGAAUAUCAAAAGAAGCAAAACUUCAGCGUCUAUGCCUUGA